GCGAGGAGAUUUUUUACGCUGCGGAAUACCUAACACACUUUGCUUACUAAUUCAAACAAAAUUAUGUUGCCUCGUAUUAAUUUCUUACUUUUUCAAUGUAGCGUUAUUCAGAAAAUUAUCUUUUUAUUUGUAUUUGCUAUACGGGCACAGAAUACUAAUUUUCGAUCAUCAACCUUUGUACGAGUUCCUGAAACCGACGACAGGGAACCAACAGAGGGAAUUCUACAAGACCGCGUGAGUGGCGUAAGUUUAGGAGAAUGUGGCGUGUCGUGCUUGUCAAACGACCAGUGCUUUUCGUUUUUCCAUAACCCAACACAAGAAAGGUGUAUCUUAUCAUCAAUCCUGUAUAACUCGUCAUUUCGUGUGACAUUGGGAUUUUCGCAGUUUUUCACAAAAGAAUGUAUUCAUUCAAAAGCUGGAUGGGAUUACCUUGGAAACCGCCGCACUACAAAAUAUGGACUAGAGUGCCAACAAUGGGACCAGCAGAGCCCUCACACCCAUACUUACCAAAGCCUGGGGAACCAGGAGAACUUCUGUAGAAAUCUAGCCAAUGAUAAAGAGGAGGAGGCCGGUCCCUGGUGUUACACCCUUAACCCAGACAUCCGGUGGCAAACCUGUGGUAUUCCUUUGUGCUAUGAUUUUUCAAGAAACUGCAAGAAAAAGGCAAACGGAGUGGAUUACUAUGGGAGAACCAAUGUGACCAAAUCAGGGAGUCCCUGCAACUAUUGGGCGGAUACCUCCCAACAAAACCACACCUACACGUUUCUGGACGACCAGUUCAACUACUGUAGAAACCCAUUUGGUGAUGACAAAAAGCCAUGGUGUUAUUCCGGUUCAACCUGGGAUUACUGUGACAUACCGAUGUGUAAUUGAUAACACGUUACUUGUAAUUUGUUGUAUUUUUCUAACAGGAUGAGUGAAACUUUCAUCGAUUAAAUG
Magallana angulata is the source of this 939-nucleotide messenger RNA. Its product is annotated as hepatocyte growth factor-like. The record is from RefSeq and is a predicted model, not a curated record. The transcript is spliced from 3 exons. The coding region runs from base 64 to 873 and encodes 269 amino acids. Lineage: Eukaryota; Metazoa; Mollusca; Bivalvia; Ostreida; Ostreidae.